Lycium barbarum (goji berry) is the source of this 1482-nucleotide messenger RNA. Its product is annotated as transcription factor bHLH94-like. Gene Ontology annotation, molecular function: RNA polymerase II cis-regulatory region sequence-specific DNA binding; protein dimerization activity; DNA-binding transcription factor activity, RNA polymerase II-specific. The transcript has 3 exons. The record is from RefSeq and is a predicted model, not a curated record. Lineage: Eukaryota; Viridiplantae; Streptophyta; Magnoliopsida; Solanales; Solanaceae. Gene Ontology annotation, biological process: regulation of transcription by RNA polymerase II. Bases 367 to 1290 code for a protein of 307 amino acids.
CAAUCUUAUUUGCUUGCUUUAGACUCAUAUAACUACUUCACCAUCUCUCUCCUCUUUGAUCUUUGUUCUCCUUCUGUGCUUUUUUUUUUUUUUUUUUGGGGUCAUUUGGAACUCUAGUGCGUGGGCUUGUAAUUGAACCUUCAAUUUAUAGUUAAAUUCUUUGGAGAAAAUAUUUUCUUAGCCUCUAAUUCCAAUUUUCUUCAUCUCAAGUACUAUAUUUGGUUCCGUUUUUGGUCAUUUCUUACCACUUUUCUCAUCCAUAUAUUGUGAGGGAAAGAAAGCUAAAACAAAAUGCAACUAGUAUCUGCUUAGUAGAAACAGAGUUGUUGGUAUCGAAUUUAUUAUUUAAAUCUGAAAAAACAGAUCAUGGUAUUAGAGACAGUGGUUUACCCUCAAGAACAAUAUGGCUAUAUUUGCAAAGAAUUUUAUGGCUAUGGUGAGCAAGAAAGUUCCUUUCUUGGCAAGUUGGAACGCAACAUACAAUAUGGUUGUAACAACUGGGAGCACUCUUCAUCUAGUAAUUCAAUGAUGCAAAAUCAAGUCAAAGGAUACAAUAAUUGGGACAUUUCACAUUAUUCUUCACUAGAAGAAGGUUGCAAUAUUACUAAUAUUGUUGAGGAGAAUAAUUUAGCUUCAAAUCCUUUAGGGUGUAGGAGGAAAAGAAGAAGGACAGUUAAUAAUAAUAAGAAGGAAGAUUUGGAAAAGCAGAGAAUGGUACAUAUUGCUGUGGAGAGGAAUAGGAGAAAGCAAAUGAAUGAAUAUCUUAAUGUUCUUCGAUCUUUGAUGCCAACUUCCUAUGUUCAAAGGGCGGACCAAGCAUCAAUAAUUGGAGGAGCCAUAAACUUUGUAAAAGAGCUAGAACAUCAUCUCCAAACACUACAAUCUCAAAACACACUAAUUUCUCAGCCCAAAAAUGACAUAUCAUCACCACCACUUUUUUCUGAUUUCUUUUCCUUCCCACAAUACUCAAAUCGUUCGAGCAGUUCACCGACAGCGACCGAGAACGGACGGGUGAUGGGUGACAUAGAAGUGAACUUAGUAGAGAGCCAUGCCAACCUCAAAAUACUCUCAAAAAGAAGACCAAAACAGCUUAUGAAGAUACUAGGUGGGCUUCAGUACUUGUGUCUCACUAUUCUUCACCUUAAUGUUACUACUGUGGAUCAAAUGGUUCUUUACUCCAUCAGCGCUAAGCUAGAGGAAGGGUGCCAACUGACAACAGCAGACGAAAUUGCUCAGGCUGUUAACCAAUUGCUGUCUAGAAUUCAAGAAGAAGCUACUUCAAACAGAUAAGGGAACCCAUUGGUCUUAAUGUACUCGGUGUUAGAAAUAUAUGUCGAAAGCAGGGAAUUUAAUAAUUUGGCAAUAGAGUAGUCUUUGUCCUUGAGAAAUUUAGGUCUCCCUAUUAAUUGAUGUAGGGAUGGUUGAAGAAUUCCUCCAGGAUUUUACAAAGCCUAUAAAAUUCAAGUUUCAGAAAAGGAUUUA